Molecule: messenger RNA, 1220 nt
Organism: Cantharellus anzutake
Lineage: Eukaryota; Fungi; Basidiomycota; Agaricomycetes; Cantharellales; Hydnaceae
Product: FAR-17a/AIG1-like protein
Exons: 5
Coding region: 75-791 (238 amino acids)
Cellular component (GO): endomembrane system; membrane
Source: RefSeq, a predicted model, not a curated record
UCCCUCAUCGCGUCGGGAACUGCCGCUUGCAGAAUGGAUCGCGCCCUGUUCGGAUCAACCAAAAGGCUUCCCCAAUGUCUACCGCGAAUUCGGUUCCUUGCUCCCAGAACACUAUGGCACUUGCGGUAUCCACCGCGCUGCUCCGGCUUGCUGCCCUCUACAUAAUGAAGUGGGGGUAUGACCGCCUCAGCGAUCUUCCUAACGCCAAAGCUAUUGGAGGUCAACGUGGGGGAUACUUUCAGUUUUUGACUAUCCAGGGUCUUGUCCUUGCAUGGGUCACCAUCUUCCUCGCUCUCAUAUCGGACCUCUUUCACAGUGUAUCCCUCAUUAGAACGGUCAAGCGGAAGCUUCUCAUGAUUUCCCUCCCGGUUGCUACCGUUGUUGCGUCAGUCUUUUGGACGCUUAAUGCUAGCGCACCCCAUCUCCUGCUCCCUUCAGAAAGUCCUUCUGCCUCUGCCACUCCUUCACUCAUAAGGGCACCUUUACCCGUUGACUUGGCACUCCAUGCCAUCCCUUCCCUAGCAAUGGUGUUUGAAUUCUUCUUCAGAGAAGAGGCAUACACGAAAUAUGAGAUAAAGAAGAAUGCAUGGGUCAUGGCGGUGUCAUUCACAACAUGGUACAGCGGAUGGGUAGAGUAUCUUGCAUCUAUCAACAAGAGAUACCCGUAUCCCUUUCUGGAAGCUCCAGUUACCGUUCGCAUUGGGAUUUACAUUGGUGCUGCAACAUUCGGAUAUUUCUCAUUCCGUGUGCUAAAUAGUUUGCAUCGCGGAAAGCCCCUGCUCAAGGGCUGACCAUCGACGCUCAUCCAAGUGCUUGCCAAAGUGCAUUCCUCCGCUGUCGCUUGCGUCCAAGUUGUUUCAGUCGAAUGCAUGGACGUGCGGUGACGAAAGUGACUUUUCGCUUUGUUGCCUUAUUUUGCACUCCAUUGUGAAGCGCAAACUUUGCCGUAAUUACAUGUCAACUUAGACUCCUAUUCGAUGCCACAGUCCCGAGUUGCCUUUCCACAUUGGAACCUCAUGACAUUUGAGUGCAUGUGAUUAUUGGUGGCGCAUAGCGAAGACUUAUGUGCCUAGUUGUCGAGAGGAGCUCCAACUUCCCGAAAGAUUCUUACGGCGAGGUGCGUUCAGGUGACCAAUGAAGAGAAGUAUAUUAUCAUAUCUGGAAUAUCCAAUAUGCUUGGCCGAGACUUCCGGCAGGCCAUUGUCAAGCUGCUGAAGGCA